GGAAGCAUACUACCUCGGUAGUUGUCCACUGUGAAGAGAUCAAGCUCAGCAGCAGCAGCGUCGUUGACGCAGCUCGGUCGGGUUGAAAGAGGUGGUGAUCUUCCCAACAGAUAGUACGCCGUACCCCUCUCGGCCGGAUUAGUCUGAGCACUGCUAUUCGGCGAGGACCGACGAUACGAGCAAACCAACAAGGCUUGGAGCUGUCGGUUUGGACCAGUUGCGAAGAACCCUAGACACCACCGUCAUUUCAUGAUGUCGACGAAGAAGAAGCAGGCAACCUUGAGCGCUUCAGGCGGCUUUUGAAACCCCAUUUCUUCGUCUCCCUCUACCCACUUCGUUCUGACAAACAGACCCAUUUUGGAUGAGAACUUCUUCUGCUUGGAUUCAUGCGAGAGGCGAGGUUUCUCGCGCGCGCGUACUGAAGCACACUGCAAGUCAGCUUGAUUAGCGCCUGGACUUCCUGACAGGGGCUGCUCAAAGUAUGUAUCUCUCCACAGCACUUUGGCUGGAGAGUGACAUGCCCAGUGUGUCAGUGUCUGGAAAGCAGCGGCCGCCGACGGGUGAUUGUGGGGAUUCGAAGCCCCAGAACCCCGCCGGCCCCCAUUUUUGUGCUUUUCACCAAGCAUUCCUUGUCAUUUGUCACGCCAACCGGCAGCCGAGCUUGCAAGCCAGGGUCGCAUCUCAGCCCCUCCAUCUGCGGCGCUGCCUUGCAUUACUCCUUUCUCCAUCAAAGGACGGUUGCGGACGCCUUAAAUACCAGACUCACAUCGGGCUUCGAAGCCAGACGUUUCUGGGCUGCCUCCUCCUUCUACCCUUCUACUCCCUCCUCCACUCUUGGUCCCUUGGAUCCCUCUGCCCCGCUACCUACCUGACCUCCCCGGUUCGGCCCCUUUCCGUCGCAAACUGUCGUUCCUCAGCUCGAAACUUGCUCUCCCACUGCUUCCUUCCCAUCCCGUCCCACACUCGGCCUCCCGUCUUUUGUGUGUUGCCUGACUGGCUUUGUCCGUGCCUAUCGAUAGCUGCUUACCUGCCCCUCCUUUUUUUUGGGUCCCUCCCCGCAUCGUUGAGCUCCAUCGCCUUUCCCGCCAGCAUUUCCCCAGACCGUUCAGGCAUAAAUAUCCAUCAUGGGCGAUCUCCAGGGCCGUAAGGUGUUCAAGGUGUUCAACCAGGACUUCAUCGUCGAUGAAAGAUACACCGUGACCAAGGAGCUUGGUCAGGGCGCAUACGGCAUUGUCUGUGCCGCGGUGAACAACCAGACCAACGAGGGUGUUGCCAUCAAGAAGGUCACCAAUGUGUUCAGCAAGAAGAUUUUGGCCAAGCGCGCCCUGCGCGAGAUCAAGCUCCUGCAGCACUUCAGGGGUCACCGAAAUAUCACCUGCUUGUAUGAUAUGGAUAUUCCCAGACCAGACAGCUUCAACGAGACAUAUCUUUAUGAGGAGUUGAUGGAGUGCGAUCUUGCCGCCAUCAUUCGUUCCGGCCAGCCUCUUACCGACGCCCAUUUCCAGUCUUUCAUUUACCAAAUCCUCUGCGGUCUGAAAUACAUUCACUCAGCCAACGUUCUCCAUCGCGAUCUCAAGCCAGGAAACUUGCUUGUCAACGCCGACUGCGAACUGAAGAUUUGCGAUUUCGGUCUGGCGCGUGGCUUCUCGGUUGAUCCCGAGGAAAAUGCCGGGUACAUGACUGAGUAUGUCGCGACGAGAUGGUACCGCGCGCCCGAAAUCAUGUUGAGCUUCCAGAAUUACACCAAAGCUAUUGACGUAUGGUCUGUCGGCUGCAUUCUCGCUGAGCUCCUUGGCGGUCGCCCCUUUUUCAAGGGUCGCGAUUACGUCGACCAGCUGAACCAAAUUCUCCACAUUCUUGGUACCCCUAAUGAGGAAACUUUGUCCCGCAUCGGUUCCCCUAGGGCCCAGGAAUACGUGCGGAAUCUUCCUUUCAUGGCCAAGAAGUCAUUCCCUUCGCUCUUCCCUAACGCCAACCCGGACGCUCUUGACCUCUUGGACCGUAUGCUUGCUUUCGACCCCUCUCGCCGCAUCAGUGUCGAGGAGGCCCUCGAACACCCCUAUCUUGCCAUCUGGCACGACGCUAGUGACGAGCCCGACUGCCCAACCACUUUCAACUUUGACUUCGAGGUCGUCGAUGAUGUCAAUGAAAUGCGCAAGAUGAUCCUCAGCGAGGUUGUCAACUUCAGAGCCCAAGUCCGCACUGUCCCUGGCCAGGCGGGCUCUGCCGGUAACAUCCAACAGGCGCCAUCAAACGUCCCCAUUCCUGCAGGUGGACCCGGCCAGCAGUGGACAGCCGAGGACCCAAGACCGAUGGAGUACGGUAACCAAAUGCAGGGUCUCGAGGCUGAGCUCGGAGGCAGAUAGGAGGCUGUCUCUGAUGUUUUAAGCACCGAGGGCGAGGAUUGGGUGGUUAUACCGCCCUUUGAUCUUGCCAAUGAUGGUGGCCCGUGGGUGGCACUGCAUCCGACUGAUAUGGUAACGGACAUACAUGAAAGGACACUGGAGUCGAAAGACAUGCCGACCUUUCAUUAUGAUGGAACGAGGAUACAGGCCCCUGCUAAGCACAAGGCAGAGCUCCCUGUCCCUGACCACCUGGUACGAGAGAGGGCGUGGGAAAAGGAGAAGUGGAGGGCCUAUAAGCAGCAUCGCAAGGCUGUUGAAACGCUCAUGAUCAAAUGUGGGUGCAGAAAAGCGCAAGGGUGUCAUCAUUUGGAAGCAGCGGUCAGAUCUUAUACUCGGUAUGAGAAGGUGAGCUACCGUGGUGGCUCUACUCGAUAACUCUGUCCAAGGAAGCGGACAUGUUUAUCUCGACAAGCUAAGCGAUUCAUGUGAUAGCGCGGAUUCUUUGUUUUAGUUAUCUUUUUGUUUUGAUCGCCGUAUGUUGGAUGGAAGACGGAAGAGGGGGGGGGGGUUCUUGAAUACCUACAGAACAAGACAAGACCAGCGAGCGAGCUGGAGUUAUAGUUUCUCAUUUUAAAAUGAAGAGGGUUUAAUAAAGCACUAACGAGGGUUGACUGAUGAGAAUGUGUGCCCUGCCUCGAGACAAAAGUCUUGUGUGGCCAUUGGGAACCUGAACAAUGUUGUCGGGAUGAAGCAGUCGUCAUCGUCUAACAUCUGGACCGUCUACAAGCAAACAAAACCAGAUUUGUGCGAGGUAGCACAUUGUCACGACUCCCAUCCAUUUCAGUAACAUAUCAACACGCAAACAUCAAAUCACAGAAGCACCAAGUCAUGGUAGUAAAAUCCCCAAAGAGCCUGAAUUAAAUAUUCG
This is a messenger RNA of Podospora bellae-mahoneyi, 3273 nucleotides long. RefSeq names its product mitogen activated protein kinase 2 (gene tmk2). The record is from RefSeq and is a predicted model, not a curated record. The transcript is spliced from 5 exons. Gene Ontology annotation, biological process: intracellular signal transduction; protein phosphorylation. Gene Ontology annotation, molecular function: ATP binding; MAP kinase activity. NCBI's taxonomy places the organism in Eukaryota, Fungi, Ascomycota, Sordariomycetes, Sordariales, Podosporaceae. Bases 1125 to 2366 code for a protein of 413 amino acids. Gene Ontology annotation, cellular component: nucleus; cytoplasm.